AUGGCCGGUAAUCGAGUCCCGAUCAACUACCACACCCCGUCAUUUCCCUCCCUUUACGACCCAAUCCCUUCACACUUAAAGAGCCCUUAUUAUCUCUAUUACACGUUGGACAUUUGGCGCUUUACACUAUACUGGACAUUAGUUUUCUAUGGCGCAAGCCAUCUCACGGUUGCUGGAUGCGCUGUUUUGACUCAUAGUCGCAAUUGGAGCGUGAUAUGGCUGGUGCCAUUGGUAUAUAGUGUGGUCGCAGGUCUGGAAGCACUGUUGGCUGGGAGCAUUGUCGGCUUAGUUCUCGGCUCCAUCUACGAAUCAGGAAACUUCAGAAUGUCGACUUGGAUACCUAUGAUCUGGGGAGGUGUCAAUGUUAUGGUCCUCGUCUUAACCAGCUUCCCUAUGCAAGGUGGACUUUAA
Messenger RNA from Penicillium malachiteum, 411 nucleotides. RefSeq lists its product as uncharacterized. The record is from RefSeq and is a predicted model, not a curated record. NCBI's taxonomy places the organism in Eukaryota, Fungi, Ascomycota, Eurotiomycetes, Eurotiales, Aspergillaceae. The transcript is spliced from 2 exons. The coding region runs from base 1 to 411 and encodes 136 amino acids.